AACAACACCUUGUCCCUCCAUACACACACUCCACGUUACGUCCGAGGGCAUUGCAACAUCGCCUCUAUUACACUUGGAGCACGUGUAAAUCCCUCUUCUGUUGAUACCCGCCGUUGAUACCGAAGGCCAACCACUGAAACACAUCUCUUGAGCCCGGCCAAGUCUCCUCACCACCGCAUACGCACACGCGACACUCUCGCCUUCCGACCAACGAAACCGAUCACCUCCUCACAUCGAUCUCGCAGUCAUGGAGGCUGCGGCGCUGAAGGCGCAGCCGGUCGACACGACCAUGGAAGAUGCAGGAAAGGUGGAACACAGCUUGGGCGCAAGCGUGGACCCGCCAUCAAUAAAUUGUCUGGACGGCUGGAUCGAAUCGCUCAUGACAUGCAAGCAGCUCGCCGAGGAGGAUGUGCGAAGACUGUGUGAAAAGGCUCGCGAGGUGCUACAGGACGAGUCGAACGUGCAGCCUGUGAAAUGCCCGGUGACCGUCUGCGGUGACAUCCACGGCCAGUUUCACGAUUUGAUGGAGCUGUUCAAGAUUGGAGGGCCGAAUCCGGAUACCAACUAUCUUUUCAUGGGAGACUAUGUCGAUCGAGGAUACUUCUCGGUCGAGACGGUGACCUUGCUCGUGGCGCUGAAGAUCCGCUACCCAUCACGCAUCACCAUUCUGCGCGGUAACCACGAGAGCAGACAAAUCACGCAAGUGUACGGCUUCUACGACGAGUGUCUCCGCAAAUACGGCAACGCCAACGUCUGGAAAUUCUUCACCGAUUUGUUCGACUACCUGCCAUUGACCGCGCUCAUCGAUAACCAGAUCUUCUGCUUGCACGGAGGUCUGUCGCCGAGUAUCGACACACUUGACAACAUCCGCGCGCUUGACCGUAUUCAGGAAGUGCCGCAUGAGGGACCGAUGUGCGAUCUUCUCUGGUCUGAUCCGGAUGACAGAUGUGGAUGGGGAAUAAGCCCAAGAGGAGCUGGGUACACUUUCGGGCAGGACAUCAGUGAGGCGUUCAACCACAACAACGGUCUGACGCUGGUGGCUCGCGCGCAUCAGUUGGUGAUGGAAGGAUACAAUUGGAGUCAGGAUAGGAACGUGGUUACGAUAUUCUCAGCACCCAACUACUGCUACCGCUGUGGAAACCAAGCUGCCAUCAUGGAAAUUGAUGAGCAUCUCAAGUACACCUUGCGAGCGAUCAUGUGUACUCACUUGGUCCGAGCUGGUUAA
Zymoseptoria tritici IPO323 is the source of this 1225-nucleotide messenger RNA. RefSeq names its product MgPP2Ac, protein phosphatase 2A catalytic sub-unit (gene MgPP2Ac). Gene Ontology annotation, biological process: peptidyl-serine dephosphorylation; mitotic cell cycle. Lineage: Eukaryota; Fungi; Ascomycota; Dothideomycetes; Mycosphaerellales; Mycosphaerellaceae. Bases 248 to 1225 code for a protein of 325 amino acids. The transcript has 3 exons. Gene Ontology annotation, cellular component: cytosol. The record is from RefSeq and is a predicted model, not a curated record. Gene Ontology annotation, molecular function: protein serine/threonine phosphatase activity.